Molecule: messenger RNA, 15150 nt
Organism: Ahaetulla prasina
Lineage: Eukaryota; Metazoa; Chordata; Lepidosauria; Squamata; Colubridae
Gene: ZFAND3
Product: zinc finger AN1-type containing 3
Exons: 7
Coding region: 365-1075 (236 amino acids)
Molecular function (GO): DNA binding; zinc ion binding
Source: RefSeq, a predicted model, not a curated record
CAAGACCACCCUUACUCGCCUGAGGGGGAGGAGCUGAGGGCAUUGUUGGGUCAGGGGGCGCGCGCUAACCGCUGGGAUGGGAUGUGGUGGGUCCGUCACAACCCUCCGGUAGCCUCCGCCCGCAGCUCAGUGUCACCUCAAGCACCAAAGGGCGCGGCUGCCUUUUUUUCCGCCGCCGUCGUUUACUGCCGCCGCCGCCUCUUCUUCACCCACCCACCUAGCCCUCUCCGUAGUGGUAGCGUCCGACUCCCAGCUGACCGGCCUGGAAUCCCGGCUUCGAGUCCUGGCCUGGAUCCUCUUGCCUUGAGCUGCCCCUUCCCCUGCCCUGACCCUGAGCACCGGUGCCGCCGCCGCCGCCGCCGCCAUGGGAGACGCCGGCAGCGAGCGCAGCAAAGCCCCCAGCUUGCCGCCCCGUUGCCCCUGCGGGUUCUGGGGGUCCAGCAAGACAAUGAAUCUGUGUUCCAAAUGCUUUGCUGAAAAAAGAAAUCCACACAACGAAAAAGAUUUUCAAAAGAAGCAACCAGAUGAUGAGUCCACUCCCAGCACAAGUAACAGCCAAUCGGAUUUGUUCUCUGGAGAAACAAAUAGUGACAACAGUAAUACCUCUCUAUUGACACAGACUGUUAACUCCAACCAGCAACUUUCGACAGAACUGAAUGUAACUUCUUUGAGCAAAGAGGAAUGUGGGCCAUGCACAGAUACAGCUCAUGUUUCCUUAACCACAGCAACCAAAAGAUCUUGUGAUUCAGAGUCACAGGUGGAGAGCGAGCCUUCUCCUGAGAAGCGGCCACGGUUACUGGAGGACGGUCACGAUAGACCUGAAGAAAUCAGCCGUUCCAAACAGAAGAGCAGACGCAGGUGUUUCCAGUGCCAAACAAAAUUGGAACUGGUACAGCAAGAGCUGGGAUCAUGUCGCUGUGGUUAUGUGUUCUGUAUGUUGCAUCGCCUGCCUGAACAGCACGAUUGCACAUUUGACCACAUGGGACGCGGGCGUGAAGAAGCCAUUAUGAAAAUGGUGAAACUGGACCGGAAAGUUGGGCGAUCAUGCCAGCGCAUUGGCGAGGGCUGCUCCUGAGUGGCAAGACUCUUCAACCAAAUGCUGUUCUCUUAGUUCACUAAUGUUAGCCUUAUUUAGGACAAAGUCAGCCAGACACUUGUACUGGGCAAGUUUCAGACUACAGCCAAUCAAUUUCCUUUCUUUAGCCAACCAUCCUGGUACUGUAGUUUAGGAGUUAAAUGGUGAUCAACACUGAUUACUGGCUGGUUGUUAAGGUGCCUACUAGCCACUGUAUUAAAAAAAUGAAGACAUAUUUUUGAGCAUGGCUAGUGGAUUGUAACAAAAAUAUAAAGGCUUCUAUUAUUGCAGGAGUCAAGUUCUUACAAACAAACAAAAAGCCUUAUGUUGGGAAGUGUCCAGCAGCUGAGUAGAAACUGAUGUAAAAGACUGCUUAUGUGCAUACCACACUGGAAGAAACUACCCUUAUUAGCCUGGCUUUCCUGUCCUUACUAUUAGCUAACCUUGAAGAGGUGAAACUCGGCUUGAAACAAGCAGGGUGGUUGCUAAACCUAGAAGACCUAAACCCUUCCUUUUGCUAUUUCCACGCAUGUCUUCUAAGGUCAUGCAGCGCCACCAACAUCAGGAAAUCUCUUAGGGUAGGAACAGCUUUCUAGGAAGCCAAAAAGAGGGGACAGAUUCUUAUGACAACUUUUAUAUUAGAUGAAAAUAUCAGAUUACAGGGAAUUUAUUCCUUCACUAAGGUGGAGGAGGAAAUAUCUUACUUUAAAGUUAGUGCUAUUUUGGAACAAGCAGUAAACAGCGUGCAUUUUCUACACAGCAUCAACAACAUUUCUUAAGUGGUGUGAUCCAAUUCCAUAUGCCAACCAUAGUUUGUUGUUUCCCAUCAGCCAAAAUUUGAUUGGCUCUUGUUUGCCUUUUGCUAAGUGCAGGUAUCUGAUAAUUGAACAAAUAAGGCUAAUUCACAGCACGGUGGCCAUGCCUGGAUUCUACAGACUGACUUUCUGUAGCUAGACGUGUAUUGAGGGGUAAAGGACAUUUUGUAGCAAAUGGAAUUCAGUUAACAGUAUUGGGGGAACAACCAGGAAAAUCACCCUUUAUUGAACUGAGUUUGUACACCUCACUUCCAGUGUAUUAAGGAGAUAAUCAAAUGGGCUGUCCCAGCCUUGUGACUAUGCAGCUUGGUACUCAGUGAAAGUCUCUGCUCAUCAUCAGUUGCGAAGCAAGUGACUGUAAAAUGCCUUGCAUAGAAUGGGGACUCUCCAGAUCUGGUCUUUUAGAGCUACUGUUCUAUACUGGGUAUGUCAAUUUCAUUGAACUGAACUGCACAAUUUUUUUUUGUUUCUUUGUUUUAAUGUGCAGUGGUUUCCUCUAGCUACAGGCAAUUGUGUCUGUAAGAAAAUAUAUAUACAUAUUUAUAUAUAUAUAUAAAUUAUAUAUUAUAUAUAAAUAUAUAUAUAUAGUGGCCUAACGUGGAAUGUUUACCCCACAAACUGGUUAGUGCUCAGUUAGCAAUUUGGAAUUAGAUCUAGUAGGGAAUAGGGAAGGGUUGCUGGAAGACGGGGAUCUGUUUUGUCUCUCAUUUUCACAAAUAGAAUAUACUUAAGCCACCAAAAAGAGUGAAUUCCCUCAUAUCACUCUUUAAAAAAGGUUGUAGGGUAGAGCAGCUUAAAUAAGUCACUGACUGCUCUGUAUGUUCUGAAGAUCAGUGACUAGUUUACAGGUUGAUUUGUAUUUAAUCUGGUAGCCAGUAUGGCCAGUGAAGGAAGCCUUUGCCUAUAUUGCAGAUUGGUGAUGAAUUCAAUCCACCAUUCUAAAGUUCAAUAUGGAAAAGCCAUUCUGUGUUGUACUCAAGGCUUUGAAAUCAGCAGUGGAAUUUCCAGCUGCAUAUUCUGUUUCCUAAGGAAGUAUUCUCCUGUCAUCGCUAUGUGGGAGAAACCAGACAAUUUUCUUUGUGUUUGCCAUGAAGAGUUUCAAACAAACAUGGACUUCAGCUGCUGCCACGCUAUGCACUUUCUUCCCUUCUAAAAUCCUAGCAUAGCAUUUGAUGGACAUUCUGAUUGAUAUACAAGAUGCUGUUUUUCUCCUGUUAAUCUUUCUUUAGCCCUGAUACACGUGCACAGUUGAUUUCAAGGUAUCUCUUGAGCAAACACUACUCAAGUUCAUGUGGAUUAUGGACAAUGUUCACUUUAAAAAGUGUGGGGGGUUGUUCCUUUGCAAUAUCUGUUCUGUGAGGUUUGUUAAACGUAAAGAAAGCUUCAGUUCUUGUAAUCUUAAAGAAAUCUUAUUUAACCUUUUUUGUGUUCUAGAUUUACUUACACAUGUAGCUUAGAGCUCAGUUUUAGUUUAACAUUGUGAAAUAUUAAAAAUGAUUGUAAUUCUUUUUCCUCCUGCUUAAAAGAAACAAAACCAUUAAACAGAUCAGAUUAAAAGUUGAAUUCUUCUCUUGAGUUUUGCAACAGGUAUGUUCCUCAGUUCAGUGGCUGCUAUAUGUCUUAGGUUUUUUUUAAAAAAAAUUGACUGUGAAGUUUAAAAGAAUAACAAAUAUUUCAUUACUGGUCUGUAGCCUUCAAAUUAAGGCAUAUCCUAAAUGCUAGAUUUAAGUGGCUAUUUCUGGCUGAGAAAUCUAAGUCAGAAAAAAAGCUAAAACUGUUUUUCCUUUCCAUAAGAACAAUAUAUUUAACUUUGACAUUUUAUACCUUUGUGAAAAAGAAUCUCAAGAGUAUCAAAAGAUUUCUCAAAAUGUUUAUACCCAGGAACAAAGAUCAGUCUAUGAACUGGUAUCAUUGUUCUGCCAUAAAUAUUUGUGUCUUCUAUAGUAGAUGUUCCUUAAUUCACUUUAAGAUCCUUGUCUAAUUUUUCAUUUUAUUCAUGAAUUAGUUUAGUUUUCAGUAUAUAUAUCUGAAAGAAUUGCAUAACAAAACUCGGCAAACAAAAAUCCAAGCUUUUAAAAACUACAGCAAAUAUAACUAAGGGAAGAAAUUAAAUAUUUUACAUUGGAUAUUAAAAUCCAGCAGAUGCUAAACUUAAUUCCUUUGAUUUAUUGUUCAAUUUUGAACUAUCUGGUACAAAAAAAAUUAAACGAGUGGGAUAUAUAUGUGCACUUUGAUCUACUUCUUACAUAUAGUGUGAACUUAUAAAAAGAACUUACUGCACUUUUUAAUAUUUGUGGUCUAGCAACAAAUAUUAGAUAUUAUGAGAAUGCUCUAUGAAUUCCCCUCAUUACUCAUUAACAUUACAUUUAGCUUUGAUAAUAUUUUAAUUCAUGCAGUUCUAUGUUUAUAGACCUCACUUAAAUAUAAUGUUGAACUGUUCUGCUAAGACAUUGCAUGCUCCUUGGAGACUUCUUUUCUGCAGAAUUAGAUGGAAUUUCAUAUUAUGAACAUAUCACAAUUGUCACCAAAGGUUUACCACAAAACUGGAGGAUCAUUCAACCAUGUGUCGAGUUCUAUCAAAAUGAAAUGAACUCUUACCAUAUUCUUUUUGUAUUCUUAGGUACAUUUCAAGACUGUUUUGACAGCUGUUGCAAUUCAAGUCCCAGUAAAGAAGCAGCAGAAAAUAACCACUUUUUAAAAACUGGUUAAAUUAUCAAGGGAAAAACAUUUUUCAAGUGACAUAGAAAUCGUAGAGAUACAAAACAAAAAGCUAGUACUAGAAAUCAGCAUUGUAUUAAAAAUUUAAAUUGUUUUAAUAAAAUAAUAUAUAAUAGUCUUUAAAUUUUUUUUCCAAAAUAAAAUACAAAACUAUUUUUUUUACAGGAAUAAAUAAAAAAAACCCCAAAAGACAACAUAUUAAAAGAAAAAUACAUUAAGAAACACAAACACAUAAACAUAUAAAUUUCUGUUUAAUUUUUCUCAACUGCAUGCUGUACAGGUUUUGCUACACUGAAGAUUUAAAAGAACACAAGAAGUGUGUACAGAAGUAGAUUAUAUUUUUCUGGGGUGGGUUGUUUUUUUUUUUUACUCAAGACUGCUUGGUUUUUCUAGACUAACUGUGGGCUGAGGGAAUUAUGAACUAUUUCCUAAUAUUUCCAUUUUAAAUUAUACAUGAAAUUGAUUAAGACAUGAAAGAAAUUUUUCAAUAUUUGGAAACAUUCCAAAUCAAGAAAUAAACAUGAAAGGUUUGGAAAGCUUGUCUCAAUGCAGAUAGAUCCUCAGUUUUUACAAAUUCAUUAAAAUAAUAUACUAUGAUGAAAAAGGAUCAGAAGGAAUAGAAAGUGCUUCUGGUGAUAGUAUUUCCAAUUCAGAUCUACUGGCACUAUUAGUAAAUGUUCCAUGUGUAACAAAGGGUAUAUCUCUUUUAUUGACACCCCGCCCCCAAAUUAGUAUUUUCUCUAUCUUUGAUGCCAGGCACAACAAAAAUUUGAAUUUAUCACUUACUAUUUUUAGUGUUAUCCCUCUUCAGUUUUAUUAUUUUUUUUGCAUGUCUACUUUUUAAAAAAUUGUCAGAAAUAUGAUGAUGGUACAUUCCCUAGGGGAAUUCACUUGGUGGUCCCUGAGCUUGGUGGUUUUCUUGCAACUUUCCAUUACCCAUCAGUGCUAACAUCAUCAGGAUUAGCACUUAUGAUAUUAUCUAGUUUGGAUAAUGUCUGCAAGACCACCAAGGAUCCCUAAUUUCAACCCUGAGCUACAAAUAUUCUCCUUUAUUGGUAUGUUCCUUAGUCUGUUUGCAGUAAAAAUAAAUCUCAUUUAAAAGUAUGUUUAAUUGAAACACUUUAUGUCAAACAUAAUUUACAUAAGCAAACCAAGCUAACAUAAACAUGAUACUUUACAAAUAAGUACAAUGACUUCUAUCUUUAAAAACAGUUUAAAAUUAAAUACAGACUGUACAUCAAGGUUUCCCAAUAUUUGUCUCCCCGCAAAAAGUCUCCUGUUUUCUGAUCUUGUAUCUAAGUUUCUAGGUAUUUUAUUCCCCUAAAUCUAAUAAACCUGGGAGGAUUGAAUUUGGUUAAGAUUGCUCAAAUGCAACUAUCAGUGAAGGCAAAUAUAAGUGUCCCAAAAUAAUGUUGCAGGAUCCAAUUUGGGUGGGACACAGGACCAGAUAUUUAGUCGUGCAAGCUUUGGACUCAUGCUGGAACCCAUCCUCAUGAGUGACUGACCCAGACUGGAUCUUGUAACAAUUAUCAGUGCCUUUUUAUUGCUUUUUCAUCUAUCUGAGCUUUUAUUCCUAAAAGCAUAAAAACUAUUUUAUAAAUGAAAAUCAACCUGCCUAAUUUACAUAUUUUAAUUAUGUAAUAAAAGAAGAGUGAAGGGGGAAAUAUUUGUAUUAUUUAGGCCUCUGUCUGAAGAAUUAGGCCCCUUGAUUGUCCUUGCUUAUGUUGGAACCAUUAUUGUAUUUUGUGGUUUGACUACUUUGUGAUUUGACUUUGAAAUGCAUCUUGCAAGCUGCUCCUAUUUCUGUGUUAUUGAAAUUUAGAGUGAAGAGGGCAAAUUACCUUUAAACAGGUAUUGACUUUCAAAAGGACCAGUUGUUAGCAAAGUAUUCUAACCCACUGUAGACCUUGUGUUUUUUAUUGUUUCAAGAGAUAAUGGACAUGAAGUUAAUAGACAAAUCAAUGAUUGUAAAUUAUAAAAUGUUGGUAUAUGCCAUCCUACAUAUUGUCUGAAUCUCCUAUUAAGGUACCAGGGAUUUAAUAUACUUCAUCAGUAUAUCUAGGUUGGCUACUGAAUGGUUGUAAAAUAUGGCCUGCCUUAUUUCAAAUCUCAUCCUGGGAUUCACCAUUAUCCUUUUCACAUUCUGACAGAGCAUUCUAUCUAAUGAACCAAAGAUAAUAAGCAAUUAAACUGUGUUUUUAUAACCUUUGCCCUGAUGUCAGUGUACCUGUAAUGAAGCUCAAUUUAAUCAGCCAUAUGUCCAUGUACGUGUUCUAUUUCCUAAAUAUACAAUUUCAUUUGGAUGUGGGUGCAAUAUCUGUUUGUUUAAAUGCACUGGUAACAUGUCAGACAGAUCGUUGCAUAAAUGUCUGACAUGCUGGAUUUGAACAUAAUGCCUUUAAACAAGAUUCAAGUUAUUCUCAUAUGUCUACAUAGUUAAAUGUUGUGUUAUUACAUGCUUUUUUACUUUUGAAUUGACCCUUUUAAGUGGUUACUACUUCAGGAUAUGGAUAUGUUGAAAUACUUUCACUAAUGCAACUGAUGUUAUUUUUUUUGAAAAGCUCUUCACUACAGUCCCAAAGGUGUUUUUUCAAGAGCAAUUGGACUUUCUGGUUUUUCUUUGAAGAUGUUUCGCUUCUCAUCCAAUAAGCUUCUUCAGCUCUGAGUGGAAUCCUUCCAUUCCCCACCAUUCAUUCAGAGCUGAAGAAGCUUCUUGGAUGAGAAGUGAAAUAUCUUCAAAAAAAUUCAGAAAGUCCAGUUGCCUCUUGAAAAAGCACCUUUGGGAUGACCAUGACCGGGAUGACUGAGAAUCUCCACAGACUUUUUACUACAGUCUGAUAGUCAAGUGAAAGAUGUUGCUCAAACAUUUGUUAGUUGCAAAGCACAACUAACCUGGCUUGAGUUUUGAAAAGUAAUGACUGUCAACAAGAUGACUUCUUGAACUAAGGACACCAGAGUGACUGAAACAUGAAUCAAACAAGGAUGUUAUUUAAGCAUUAGCUGAAUUAAAAGCAGCUGUUUCCUUUUAUAUUUAAUGGGCUUAAUUGUUUUCUGAAUGGUUAAAUUUGCAUACUGCUUUUGUCUGUGGAAUAUUGCAUGGGAGCCAAAAUUUUGAUGUCUUAAUACUGAUUUCAAAACAAAAUUUGGACAAGAAAUUUGGUAUUUUUUUUUAACCAGUGGAAUUCUGGUUAAAUUAGUGAAUUAGUAGAAGUCAGAAUUAUAUGAAAUAAUGAGUUGAUUGCUAUGGAAGAAAUACUACAUGGAGCUAAAUAAACAUGGGCAUAAUUGGAGCAGGCUUUAAUCUGCAUGUCAGCUUUACCCAACUUGCAGUGGCACUUUAAGAUAUGGCAACUCCCAGAAUUCUUAACAUCCAGAUGGGAAAUACUGCCUUACAUAUAAAAUGUGGUGUAUAUUGAAUUAGGAAAAUAAAGAUGUUGGGAUAUCUAUAGUUAGAAACAGGAUUUAUCAGGAAGAGUUUGAAAGGUAUGAGCUAGCUGAUACUUACUAAAAUAAAAAUCUUGCUGCACUCUUUCCCUUCUUUAAAAUUUAACAAUCCUUAGUGUUGGGGCUAUUUUAUUACAAAUAAUUUUCUAUGAAAAUUUUUGUUUCUUUAAUCUGAUUCUCUGUAUAUCAGGUGUGUCAAACUUGUGGCCGGCAAGCCGGAUGCGUCAUGUGCUGACCACGCCCACCCCACCCCCCAGUUUAGCGAGUGAACCUGUCCUUGUAAUUACAAGUUUCCACCUUAAUCGGUUUUAAAGAAAGCUUAUCAUUAUGAGCAACCCCACAAAAGAAUUUAUCAUGAUUUAAACAUAAAAAUCCUAGUUUAAGGGCUCACUUUGGCAUAUUUCGCUGUAACCCAUACUAGAGGUUGCAUUCUAAUAACUUGCUACACAAGCUCUUACUGAAGGCAAAAGGGCUUAUUUGUAAGAACACAACAAUUAUCUAGAAAGUUUCAGCAAUUUGGAGUUCUGCAGCAGGAACAGAACCAUAUAGUUAAGGCUAUAUUGACUGAUUACCCCAACACAACUGGAAUAGACAACCUUAUAGCUGGGUGCUGAGAAGCCCUUCAGUCGCUCAUGAAAUUUAUUCUCAAUUGCUUCUCAUUUUCUCAUUCUCAUAUAUAAUUUCUCUAUGUAAAAUGAAAAAAAGUAAAAAUUAGGAUACAAAGCCACUUUCUCUCAUUGGAAUGACCUGGCAAAGACCGCUGCAGAAGGGCCUAAUCAAAGGGCAAUUAGGAGACUGCUCAUUAGUAAUCCCCUUGCUAUUUUUCAGAGGAAGUAUUAAUGGAGGCAUGACUAGAAAGCGGAAAGCCUUUGAUACAGAAUGGGAUUAAUUUAUGAGUAGCACUGUGAGAAACUGCAGGGAAGGGCACUGUUGAAUAAUACCUGAAAGGGCCAGGUAUUAGUCAGGACUUAUUCUCCCCAUCACAUUCCUGUUUGCAUAUCACUCAUAAAAUAAGCCUGAUCUGUAGGUGUUUGACCACGAAGUUCACAUUCUUCCCCACUAUUCAUGCCAGCUGUGCUUGUGAUUUGUUAGAAUAAUUUCUCAGCCAAAAGAUUUAUAUGAGCUAUUGAUGCAUAGUACUGUUAUCUCUACUAUUGGGAUCAAUGACAGCCCAGUUCAAAGCCAGACAUUUACGUGGCCAACAGGAGUCAUGUAGCACUUGAAGGACAUCUAUGAUAUGGUUGUCCAAAGCAGCAAGAUUUUGUAAGGCACAAUGGGAAAAACAACUAUUGUUCGCUAACAGUAGUGACAAACUUAUUUCCAUAAGAAGGAGAAUAUGUGAUGGAGUCAUUGUUAUGAUCCUAAGCAGUUCUUCGUCUCAUUUGUAUCUGGACAGAAGAUUCCCUUGAAAAUAGCAAUAGCAAAAGCAAUAGCACUUAAGACUUGUAUACCACUUCAUAGUGGUUUAACAUCCCUCUCUUAAGCUUACACAAUCAGCAUAUUGCCACCAACAAGAUAGAAUAGAAUAGAUUUUUUUUUUAAUUGGCCAAAUUUCUCCAUUUUCUACACUUAACAUUAUAUGAAAAAUAUAAUGUCAUUUCAAAAUUAUAAUCGAAAACAGAAUAGAAUAGAAUUUUUUAUUGGCCAAGUGUGAUUGGACACACAAGAAAUUUGUCUUGGUGCAUAUGCUCCCAGUGUACAUAACAGAAAAGAUGCAUUCAUCAAGAAUCAUAAAAUACAACACUUAAUGAUAGUCAGAGGGUACAAAUAAGCAAUCAGGAAAAAAUCAAUAUCAAUAUAAAUUGUAAGGAUACAAGCAACAAAAUUACAGUCAUACAGUCAUAAGUGGAAGGAGAUGGGUGAUGGGAACAAUGAGAAGAUUAAUAAUAGUGCAGACUUAGUGAACAGUUUGACAGUGUUGAGGGAAUUAUUUGUUUAGCAGAGUGAUGGCGUUCAAGGAAAAAACUCUUCUUGUGUCUAGUUGUUCUGUGUGCAGUGCUCUAUAGCAUCAUGUUGAGGGUAAGAGUUGAAACAGUUUAUGUCCAGGAUGUGAGGGGUCUGUAAAUAUUUUAACAGCUCUCUUUUUCACUCGUGCAGUAGGUCCUCAUAUUACCGAUCUCGGAAGGAUGGAAGGAUGAGUCUAUAAUGGAAGAAAAAAUAAUCAAAUAACUUAUUUCAAAAAAUAUGAAUUCAGCACAGAUAGCAAUGAUGGCGGUAAAAACCAGAGUUCAUACCACAGUUCUAUUUGUGAAUAAAUCAUUUGUGAAUGCCUAGAACUAUAACAAACAGGUUUGCUAAUCCAAGGCUACAUAUGCCAGUUUCCUUGAUGAACGGUGACAAUCUGUUAAAGAUGUGCUUGGUUGCAAACCUGAAACAUGGAACAGCAAAGACAUUCUUCCCCUUUUGUCAGGCUAACUAAUGAGCCAUCUAAAAGGUGUCAGUAGCAUUAUUAGUUACCUGCUUCCUAAACAGGACUGGAACUGAAUAUCUGGAAAACUUGCUGAGAAUUUGAUGGACCAAUGUAACUAUUUAGGGCAGAGUGGGACAUCCUUUCUUGACCCAUGCUCCACGUUAGCAGUCCAGGGGGCAUAUGUAUGUACAGGUAGUCCUCAACUUACAACUUUUCAUUUAGUGACUGUUCAGAGUUACAACAGCUCUGAAAAAAGUGACAUGACCAUUUUUCACACAUAUAAUCAAAAUUUUGAGGCUUAACAACUGUUUUUUUUUUAAUUUGCAUUUAUAUCCCACCCUUCUCCGAAGACUCAGGGCGGCUUACACUAUGUUAGCAAUAGUCUUCAUCCUAUUUGUAUAUUUAUAUACAAAGUCAACUUAUUGCCCCCAACAAUCUGGGUCCUCAUUUUACCUACCUUAUAAAGGAUGGAAGGCUGAGUCAGCCUUGGGCCUGGUGGGACUAGAACCUGCAGUAAUUGCAAGCAGCUGCUGUUAAUAACAGACUGCAUUAGCAGUCUGAGCCACAGAGGCCCAGAUGUUUCAUACUUAGGAGGGUUGCAUUGUCCUGGGUGUCAGCCCCAAGGCAGAGUCAUGUAAUCAACUUUUGCGGCUUCUGACAAGCAAAGUCAAUGGGGAAGCCAGAUUUACCUAACAACUAUGUUACUAACUUUACAGCUGCAGUGAUUCACUUGACAUAUUUUCACUUAUCACACUUUACGAAAGGUCGUAAAAUUGUGCAAAAUUCACUUAACAAAUGUCUUGCUUAGCAACAUAAAGUUUGAGCUCAAUUGUGGUUGUUGAGGACUACCUAUAUACCUAUGGAUCCUUAUUAGUAUGUAAUGGUGGACAUCCAUAUAUUAUUUCCAUAUGGUCCCCAAUAUACAAUCUGUCAGCAGGUUUGACAGAUCUGUCAGCAGAAACUAUGAUGAAAUUUCUAGUUCAGGGAUCCAAAAAGACUACCAAAUAGUUCAUGGAUAAAUUAUAAGUGGUGGUUGCACAUACAAUGGAACACAAGGAUGUCCUCGGAGGAUUGUGUGUAACCAUCAAUUGAUAGAACAUUUAUAGAGUACUUUGUCAACAUGAAACAAUGUCAAUUGUCAUCAAUGGAGCCUACCACUCAAUGUGAACCCUGAAAGUCCUGUGGGGGAGGGGUAGGAAGUUUCACCAGGUACUUUAUCGAGUUUCAAUGACUGAAUAAUAAGUUAAAUUUGUGUCAUUGAUAAUUGGUAGCCAAGGAGAAGGUUAUUAGAGGUCAGAAACUCGAGAUUAUUGUCUUUUCUAGUUGAUCCUGCUUGGCAUUGGAAGUAAAUUAGUGUAAAAGUCUUCCCAGACUAUAGCUCAGAUGGGGUUAUCAAGUAGUAACUUAUCCUCUUUCAGCAUACCAGAUAUGACUUUGCAAGAUAUGAUUGAUUUGGACCCUUUUGCUGACUUUUCUACCUCAGGCCAAACUAUAGCUGUAUACUGAGACUUCUUGGAGGCUAUUACUUUCUUGUAGUUGCAUCUAAGCUUUUAGCAUCUUGGUAUAGUUGUUUGAUGUAGGGUUUUUCUUUGAACUGAUGCAUAGCUGCUUUUAGGGUCUUUCUUGAGUAAGAGCAAUCAAGAUCAGGCCAAGUAGAUCUCAUGGACUGUUGGUUCCUAAGCUAACAAAUCUUCUGUGAAAAAGUCAUUUCGUAUGUAAUACAAAUUGGCAUACCUGGUAAAAGCUCUGUUUAUGUUUUGAGUCAGGGCUGGUUCCGCUUAGAGUUCAUAAAGCUAGCAAUUGCCUUAGUGUUCAGCUUAGAGCAUUUGGCUUCUUCGCUUGCCUCACUUUAGGUUAGCAAGUGUAGCCUCUCUCGUAUGACCUAUUAGGUGGCCUUAAAUCAGAACUGCGGUAAAAGUUAGUUCCAGUCAAUUGAUAGUCAUUAUUUUCCUUCACAUGAAGGUCUGAGAUUAAGUCAGUUUUGUCUGUUGAGACACGUAUGUAAUCCAGGACACUACUACCAGUAGCAUUCCUAGAAUGGAAAGUAAAGAGAUAUAUGAAUCAGCUGUCUUUGCCUCCAAGGAUAUGAAGACUGCAUGUAUAAGUCAAAGGGAUCAGUUUAGAAUUCACCAUAUUCCUUUUGGUGUCUCAGGAGCCACAGUCCUCAGGUAAUAGUCCUCAGGUGUGAGGCCCUAGUGGCCAUAAUUAGGCAAAGAGUCCUACCCUACCAUUAAAGUCUCCCUAUAGAAUCACAGUGCCUUUAGAUUGUAUUAUAUUGAUCUCUAUGAUUGUCUUUUCUAAUUGCAUCCAAAUGUCAGGGGAAAAGCAGGAAUAUGGAGAUAGGUAUACAACUUCAAGUAAUUUAUCUUUAAAUUUGAAAUAAUUCGAUGGGUGUUCUUUGCAUCUGUGCCUUGUUAGCUAAUCCUUAAAUUCUGAAACUAUUUAUUGAAACUGGUGAUUAUUAUAUUAUUGUUGUAUUGUUUUGCAGCUUAAUUUUUAUGAUGGCGCUCUUGUUUAUGUUAUAUAUUGGCAAUUGUGAUUUUUUUUUUAAAUGGCUUUAUCUAACUUACAUAAUAUGUAAGUGUAAUGUUUGGUAUAGGACAAAGUUAUUUUAAAAAAUUAAAGGUAGCAUGGAGGAAUGUAAAUAUGAUUCCUGAAUUUGGAAAAUGUGAAUUCUAUGAGCGUCACCUACAAAUUGAUUGUACAUCAUGAAACAUACAGAUAUGGGAAAAUCCACAGCGGAGAUAUUUAAGUGAAAUACAAAUGAGGUAAGUUUCAGUUAAUUAGAACUCUCCCCUUUGUAACCAUGUUCAAACAGACCGAAAAGCUCAUUUGUGUGUUUUGCUUUGCUUUGCAUUUUUCCCCGUUCUUUGCUCCUGGCUCCGACUUGACAUUGCUCCAGGGCCUGUAAAAUUAAACUGUUUCAAAGGGGAAUUCUUUCUGUGCCUUUGUUAAGCAAAGAGAUGUUUGUUUUCUUGUAAAUCAAAGACCUGAGGGAAGCAGAACUAUCAUGCUGUUUGGGAGAAAAAACAAACACAAAUUGCAUUAUGUUUGCACACUUGCACAACAUCACCCAAUAUCCCACAGAAUGAGACAGGCUUGCUUGGAAUCACAAUGCCCCCAUCUGGCUUUCCUUGCUUUUUAUCUAUGGUCUCUGUCUCUAGUGGGGACCAUGUUAAAGAUGAUUAUUUUACAGUAUUAUCAUUCGACCAUAGAUGUUUUUUCUUCCUCUUCUUGGAUGGGCUUGUGUGGAGGGAGGGAAGGAGGGAGAAUCUAAAGUGAUUGCACAGUUUUUCCCCAUUUGAAGAAUUAAUUGCCUCAGGAAAUAUUUUCUACAGCCAACUGUCAAAGCAGAAGAUCAAUCUAAUGAGGGCUACCUAGUCAGCACAAGUGGAUUCUCCUGGUUUCUGCCAAAUCAGGCAGUAGGAAAUGCACAGAUGACCAUGCUAGAAAAAUGGAUGAGUGGACAAUCUGCAGUCAGGGAACAAUCUUGCUAUGUCAGCUAUUAUUUGUAUCUCAAGCCUAAAUUCUGUAAGAGUUUCCCCUGCAUUACUAAAUUUCAUGGCAGAAGAAAUAUUUCUUUUUUUAACAUAAUUUUAAUUUUAAAAAGUAUUAAAACUUGCGUCAUGAAGAUAAAGCUAACACAAUUUAUCUUUAAUAAACAGAUACAAUAUAUAAAAAAUUAAAAAUGCAGAGAAAUAAGACAUAUCCCAUUUCAUCCCUAGCAAGUUUAAUCAACACUGAGAUUAUCACCAUCUUUUAAAAUAUUUUAUUUCCUUCUUUAUAAAUAUUACAAAUGUAGCUAAUAAAUCCAGUUUGAUUAUUUACUAUUUAAACAAACCCCCCUAUCUUCUCUCUUCAAAUAAACAAAGCCUUUAAAAUAUUGUCAUCCAGUCCUAGUAAAGAAAAAUCCAUUAAAACAUUAUCCAAGAUGGCAAGCCAUUUAUUUUAACCUUGAUCAAAUUAACAAUUUUAUGUUCUUCCUCUUUCUCCCAAGAAUCUUUAGUCACCUCAAUCAAUGUUCCAACAUAUGAUUACAACUCAUACUCUUCUUACCUCUUAUCCCAAAAUUGUUGGCAUCCCUUACAAGCCCCUUUUGUAGUUCUAGUAUAAAAUGUUAUCCACAUCAUGGUUCAUUGACAACUUCAACAAUUUCCUGUUGUAAAUCCAAAGUAAAAAGGUAUCCACAUCACACUAUCCAUAAAUAUCAGUAUUUGUGUGUCUUUUUCAAUUGCUAUAUCAAUAACUGGGUUCAUUUGUAAAUCCAAUAUUUUGUGGGGGUUUUAUAUCCAUUAUUUCAUCUUUUUCUUAUACAGGCUGUCUUCUUUAAAUCCACCUUCAAAUUAAUUUCAGUUUUAUUCAAUAGAAAUUGUUCCUUUUAUGAAUCAACUUUUUCUAUCAUAACAUAUAACUUUAAGAUUAUUUUCUGGACCUAAUAGUCAUAAAUUUCUCAUUACAAAUUUAUUGAUAUGUUUAUUUUCUUGUGAUGUGCUGUAGUGACUAAUCUUCAAAGUUGUCUAAUCAGUUCCAAAUAUAAGUAUAGAAAGUUUUACAUGGGAAGGAUUUUGAUAGUUGAUGUUCUAAUUCAAGCCCAUCUGGACUCUUUAACUCUUUAAAAUUUUGUAAAAUCAGCCUGUAAAUCUGUAUGUUUUUCUGUAUAUUGCAAAAUAAAAAUGUUUGUAAAACUU